CAGACUUGCAACUUCCGUGCCCCAUGAACCCGCUGCUCUUCCUGUACCUCAACCUCGUCCGCGGCCCGCAGAUCGCCGCCGAGCGCCAGCGCAAGGAGGCCGAAGCCGCCCAAGCGGCUGGCCCGGUCCCGGCGCCGGCCCCCGUCAAGCCCAAGGAGGUCGUCUUGGCGUCGUGCAAGAAGUGCGACAAGCAGGUCGACGAGGCCGAGCUCCGCGCCAACUUUGACAGCCUCUGCGUUGCGUGCGCCAGCGACCCGAUGUCGAUGCUCUCGCCCGUCUUCAUCUUCCAGAUCCUCCUCAUCCUAUUCGCGCUUGCCGUCUUUGUCUACCGCAGCCUCUAAGCCUGCUGCCUGUCGCCGUGUUGUACCAAUACUUGCUCUCUACUGCUCUCUACCUAUCGAAUCCUGCUAUAAUACACAUGCACUACACUACACGUAGUACUGUACU
Molecule: messenger RNA, 447 nt
Organism: Saprolegnia diclina VS20
Lineage: Eukaryota; Oomycota; Saprolegniomycetes; Saprolegniales; Saprolegniaceae
Exons: 1
Coding region: 24-341 (105 amino acids)
Source: RefSeq, a predicted model, not a curated record